CGCCGAGCUGCGGAGCGCUCUCUGCGUGGGUUCCCUGCCCGAGUGCACGCCGAGCCAGCCGGAGACUGAGAAACGCAGGAAUUAAGAUAAUGGCAGCUUUUACUCCAAGGAAGAGGAAACGACAGAAUGCUGAUAAUGGUGAUAGCCUAUUAACAGAUACUUCGUCAAACAAAUUAGAUUUAAGCUUUUCUGAAAGCCAUACUUGCCAAAGCAGUGAUCAAAAGGAAGAAAAGUCUUGCUCCUCCCAAGGCCAUUUCAUGCCAAGUCCUCUUAAGGUAGCAGAAAACAAUAGGUUUCCAUUUGCAAACUACAGUUCACUAUUUAAAUCUGUUGUGUCUACUGCAUCUUUCUACAAUAAAAAUAAGCAGUACCUCAAUCCACUUGAGAGGAAGUUGAUAAGAGAGAGUAGACCUAUUUGUCCAGCAACUAAAAAUGGAGAUAAGCCCAGUGUGAUAGAGAAAAUGCAGAGAAAACCAACCCGUACCAAGAAAAGCAAAAAACCACAGAAGAGUUUAACUGCUAAAUAUCAACCGAAUUUUAAGCACAUCAAGUCUAUAUCAAGAAACCCUAAAAGUUCGAAGCCAGUUGUGGAUAAAGAGAACAGCUGUUUUCCCACAGGAAAUCAUCCACAUACUCCUCCUCGGGUGCUAAGCCAGAAAAUAAAACCACAAGUCACACUCCAGGGGGGAGCAGCAUUUUUUGUUAGAAAAAGAAACUCUCUUAAGAAAUCAUCCCUGGAAGAUAAGCCAUUACAGAAAAAUGAACCAGAACUGACCGAAGACGCUGUCCCAGAGGCAAAGCGAGUACCAAAGUCCUUGUUAGCGGAAGAGAAAUUGAAUGUUGAGCUACUGGGUGCAAGAAGUAAAAAUGAAGAGAAACUAAGAAAGAAUUCCUCAGGUGCCGCAGUUUCUUCAAAAGAAUGUAAACUUGAUAAACAUGGUUUUCCUUCAGAGAAUUCACUCGGUGAGAACAAGACAAUUUCUCCCGAGUCUGUCAUCUAUCCCAUCUUCAGUGUUUCUUCAGUAAAUACGAAAAGGUCUCCACCUGAAGAACAGUCUUCUAUGGAAUCCGCUGCAUGUACUAACUUCUUGAAACAGACAAUUGUGCAGAAAAAUAUGAAUUCCAGAGAUACAAAUAAAGGAGGAAAAGACCAGCUCAUCAUUGAUGCGGGUCAGAAACAUUUUGGGAUGACGAUAUGUAAAUCUUGCGGCAUGAUCUAUACUGCUUCCAACCCUGAAGACGAGAUACAGCAUCUCCAGUAUCACCACAGGUUUCUGGAGGGAAUCAAAUAUGUGGGCUGGAAAAGAGAGCGGGUAGUAGCACAGUUUUGGGAUGGGAAGAUUGUGUUGGUCCUGCCACAGGAUCCAAGUUAUGCCAUCAAAAAGGUAGAAGAUGUCCAAGAGCUUGUGGAUCUGGAAUUGGGCUUCCAUCAGGUUGUUCCCAUGUGUCCAAACAAAACCAAAACUUUCCUCUUCAUUGAUGAAAAGAAAGUAGUGGGCUGUUUAAUAGCAGAGCCCAUCAAACAGGCCUUUCGUGUCCUAUCGGAACCAAGUGCCAGUAAAGAAUGUUCUAGAGCUUGGCAGUGUUCAGAUGUACCAGAACCUGCAAUUUGUGGAAUAAGUAGAAUCUGGGUCUUCAGACUGAAAAGAAGAAAGCGCAUUGCAAGACGACUGGUAGACACAGUCAGGAAUUGCUUCAUGUUCGGCUGUUUUCUGAGCACUAAUGAAAUUGCAUUUUCUGACCCAACACCAGAUGGCAAAUUAUUUGCAACUAAGUACUGCAACACCCCUAAUUUCCUUGUAUAUAAUUUUCAUAGCUAAAGUCAUUUGCAACCACAAAACUGGUACUAUGUGAAGUUCAGCUAAAUAACUAGUAUCAGAAAGACUUGUACACAUGUGCAUACCAGUUUUUCUUAUAUGUUAGAAUUUGUUGAAUUGUUUGGGAUUCAAAGAAAAAAAAAGAUCUUUGGAUACACUGAGUUCUUAAUAUUGAAAACUUCACAGCUAGGUGGCUUCUGUCUGCAGAACCUGGGCCACUUUAUAAAGGAUCACAUGAACACACUUUUCAGAUCAUGGUUGUCUCAUGCUCCAUUAGUAGAGGCAAAUCUAAACACAGACAAUGAGAUAAUUUCCGAAUUCCUUAUGCAGCAUUCUCACUUUGUAAACAAACAUACUGUAGCAGCUAAGUUGAAAUACUUAAGAAAGUAUUUUGAAUUUCCUGUUUGUAAUAAGAUGGCAGAAAUCAUUAUCUCAUCCAUUUAUAUAAAAUAGCUCUAUAAUAGUAUUUUAAUCCCUUAAAAUUAAUCAAAAGCACACUUACCAUAAAAUUAUGUGAGACUGUAUUGGCACUGUUAUCAUUUUUUGUUUUUAUUGCAUGAAAAUGCUGCCAGGUAAUUGAAGUCAUGAACCAAACUAGUGGACCUAAGAACAUAAUGACUUAAGGAAUACUCUGUACACUUAAGUGCAUUCAGAUUUCUAGUAUAAUUUGUAUACUCAUUUUUUAAAGCAAAAAAUUACUCAGAUUGUUUUAAUUCUUAAAGGUCAUUUAACUGAUAUCUGGCAUGAGACAUCAGUUUUUGUAUUUAGGUUUUAUUGUUCAUUGUAAGAUUGGUUCAUCUUUAGUCUAAUUUGCCUGUACUACUUCCAAGACCAAUAUGGAAGUGUUAAAAUUGUGUGUAAUUAUGCAAACAUUUUAAUGCUACUUU
This is a messenger RNA of Chionomys nivalis (European snow vole), 2704 nucleotides long. RefSeq names its product establishment of sister chromatid cohesion N-acetyltransferase 2 (gene Esco2). Gene Ontology annotation, molecular function: protein-lysine-acetyltransferase activity. Lineage: Eukaryota; Metazoa; Chordata; Mammalia; Rodentia; Cricetidae. The transcript has 11 exons. Gene Ontology annotation, cellular component: nucleus; chromatin. The coding region runs from base 90 to 1820 and encodes 576 amino acids. Gene Ontology annotation, biological process: mitotic sister chromatid cohesion. The record is from RefSeq and is a predicted model, not a curated record.